Messenger RNA from Peromyscus leucopus (white-footed mouse), 1128 nucleotides. Its product is annotated as zinc finger protein 524-like. The transcript has 3 exons. NCBI's taxonomy places the organism in Eukaryota, Metazoa, Chordata, Mammalia, Rodentia, Cricetidae. The coding region runs from base 109 to 1128 and encodes 339 amino acids. The record is from RefSeq and is a predicted model, not a curated record. Gene Ontology annotation, cellular component: nucleus.
CCCAGGCUACUGCAGGUGCAAAAACCACGUGAUCCUGGAAAAAAAGUUACUCCCGCGUGGACCUCAUGCGCCGGCUCGGGCACCCAGACUCAAGCUCCCCACCGCUCAAUGGACAACCCCAGCUCAGACCCGCUGCCUUCAGCUUUGUCUGGGGAGGAAGAAAAACCUCUGGCCUUACUUCCUCCUGUUCCCCGGGGCCGCCGAGGCCGGCCACCAGGGGGAGCCGCCACCUCCCAUCGGACUCUCAAGUCCUCCCUCCCUCGAAAGCGGGGCCGCCCCCCCAAAUCGCUGCAGGAAGCCCCGUUGACAGCACCAGUGGACAGUGGAGGCGGCCACGAUCUUCUGCUGAUCGAUGAUCAGGGCGUCCCUUACACAGUCCCCGAAGGAUCAGCAGCAGAUGGGCCCCAGGGCUCUGGCCCCAAGAGGGCUCCACACUUCUGUCCCGUGUGCCUGAGAGCCUUCCCCUACCUCUCCGACCUGGAACGCCACAGCAUCUCCCACUCGGAGUUAAAGCCACACGUGUGCAAGGAUUGCGGCAAGACCUUCAAACGGUCCAGCCACUUGCGGCGGCACUGCAACAUCCAUGCUGGCCACCGGCCCUUCCGCUGUGUGCUCUGCCCUCGCCGCUUCCGCGAGGCGGGGGAGCUGGCCCAUCACCACCGCAUCCACUCCGGCGAGCGCCCCUACCAGUGCCCCUCCUGCAGGGUGCGCUUCACCGAGGCCAACACUCUCCGGCGCCAUUACAAACGCAAGCACCCAGAGCUCGUGGGCAUGCCCGUGCGCCUGUGCCCCGCAAACCCGAGACCCCAACCGCUGUGGGAUGCCGACGAGGGUGUCCCUGUUCCAGAAAGGGUGCAGGAGGAGAGUCCUGAAGGCAAGGAGCCUGCUUGGCCCCCAUCCUCCACCGCUUCUCCCCUGUCUGGGUUUACAGAGGGGAGUCCAGACGGGGCUGGGCAGGGGCAAGGAGGUCAAGACACCCUUGUUUCCGGUGGUACUCCCGUUACGGAAGGGGGUCAAAAGCAGGGACCUAAACCUCUGGGUCCUGAUACCACGAGCACCCUCCUUCGGACUGACAGGCCCUGGGAGGGUUCCUCGACUACCUUGCCUGACUGUGGUGUGUGUGGUUAG